Messenger RNA from Racocetra fulgida, 129 nucleotides. NCBI's taxonomy places the organism in Eukaryota, Fungi, Glomeromycota, Glomeromycetes, Diversisporales, Gigasporaceae. The record is from the annotation of a GenBank genome assembly.
AUGGUCAAAAAAAAACAAAAACUGGGAGGUAAUGGAGCGGAGGCAAAAAGGCUAAAGUGUAUUAAUGCUGAACAAUUUGAUAAGGACAAGACUAUUGAAGCAUUUUUAACGAUGCCCGAAAACAAAUAA